This is a messenger RNA of Kwoniella shivajii, 1875 nucleotides long. RefSeq lists its product as uncharacterized. The record is from RefSeq and is a predicted model, not a curated record. Lineage: Eukaryota; Fungi; Basidiomycota; Tremellomycetes; Tremellales; Cryptococcaceae. The coding region runs from base 1 to 1875 and encodes 624 amino acids. The transcript is spliced from 5 exons.
AUGUCGCAUCCUGCUUCAUCUAGAUCAUCUAUAUCCUCCUCACCAGCCGAAAGCGAGAGCACCACCCUUUUACCUCCUUCUACAGCUACUCAUGCCCACUCUAAUCCUCACCCUCAUCCUCACACGCCGACACAUGGACAUGUCAGGAAGUCCUCAAUUAGCGCUAGGAGCGUAAGUGGACGCAGCGUAGCUGGGAGUGUAAGGAAUUACGGUGCUGUAUCAGGUAGACCUGGUCCUUCAGAACAAGUUCCAAGAGUCAGUAAACUUGGACAAAGGAGAAUCCUGACCACUUUUCCACUUCAAGCGACGUUCUUCAUCCUUACUUUACUCACUUUUGCCGCUUUGGUUUUAUCUUUGAUAUUACUCUUAAACACCGUUUUCGACUUCAGCGUCAAAUUCCUGCCUUACAGAGGAAGUGGUUUCACUGAAUUCUGGGUUUCACUUAUCGGAGCUUGGAUAGGAUUAGGAGGAGUUUUGUUUUUCUCACAUCCAUCAUAUUUAUUCUUCUUAACUACGCUCAUAACGUUCUUACUUCAUAUACCAAUCAUCUUCCUUGUCCUCUUAUCGCCAAGUUUGAAAAGAGCACAUGUUCCACUUAUUCUAAUCCCAUUGGUGGUCACUGCCUCAACACUCAUCUUCACCUUGUUAUCAAAUUUCUUAGUCAGACGCGCCAAAAAACGCGAGUCUAUGAGGAUCUCAAGGAUGUUGACGGAUGCCGCAGGAAGAGAAAGAGCGAAUGAAGAAGCCACUGCAAGAGCUUUAGUAGGUAUCCAAGGUAAAGGAUUUUGGGGUAGGAUAGUGGGUUUCUUAGGUGGUGUUGUUGGUUUAAUAGCUGGUUUAACAGGCUUGAUAUUAGUUCUUCUACUACUCAUCGAUUUAUCAAUCUCAGCAUAUGACGGUUCAUUACCUCUCCCAUCAUCUUUUUCCACUUUAGUUAAAGUCCAACCUUCUACUUCUCAGUGGCCAAUAAACAUCCAUUUAGCAUGUACUUCAUCGAAUUCAUCGUUACCAACAAUCGUUUACACUUCAUCUUCAGGAGUUCCAGGAUCCAUAGCUCUGUUGCCUACACCAAUACCACCAGCAAAUGAAGACGCUGAAAAUCCAGGUAGAUGGUUGUUUGAUUUACAAGAACAAGGUAAAGUGGGUAGAGUAUGUACCUGGGAUAAACCAGGGUAUGGCUUUUCCGACGUUCUCUCAAACGCCGAUUUAGGUGGAAUCACAGAUUCACUAUGGCAAGCUUUAGAUAAUUCCGGUGUGAUCAAAGAAAGUGAGAAAGGUUUAAUGUUAGUCGGCGAAGGUUAUGGAGGACUGGUCUCAAGGAUAUUCGCUGCUAGACAUCCUGAAACGGUUCAUUCAUUCCUGCAUUUGGAUGCUCAAACAGCUUCUACAUAUUUCUCAGAUCCAUCGACUUCACAAUUCUUAUCAAGAAUAACGUCAAGAUUAUUCCCAUCACUCUUGACUCCGUUAUCACUAAAUCGACUUCCAUCUGUGCUGCUUCGAAGAUCCACAUCCCUCUCAAGGAUACUAGCUUCUUCCAGACCUACUCCAUCUACUGUAAGACUGAACGAAAAGUUACGCAAAGCUAGAUUACAAGAGACAAUGGGAAACCAAUCCAGGACAUCAUUGAGUUUUAGGACAUUGUUAGAAUCAGGAUAUAAGUAUCCUUCAACAAAGCCUGCUAUCAUUCUAAGUUCCAAAAAUAGAAUGACCAAAGAUGAAUCAUGGUCAGAAGGUCAAAGAGUCCUAGCUGAAGAAGUAACUUCAGAAGAAGGUUUAGUGGAUUGGUUACAAAUUGAAGACGUAGAUCAUUUUGUUUGUGAGGGUUCAGGAAAACAAGUUUGCGAACAUUCAAUCAAGAAAUUGCUAAGGAAGUAG